UUGAACGAACUUCAGGUUAAACAGGCGCGACCUCCAUUCAUCCUUCGCACUUGAAAAGUGGCGAUUUUAACAUCAUUUCCCACCAUAUUUAACAGAAUUAAUCACAAAUAACCCUUAACUGAGGUAAACAAGUGUGUUCGUAUUAGCAUUUAAGUGUAAUAACAUAAGUUGAAGUGAAAAUGGCGUUGAAAUCUCCACCGGUUCUUCUUGGUCUAUUGGCCCGAGUUUACCGACGUACCUUUUCAACAUCGAAGGCUUUAGCUUCGAAGCCUAUGACGGUGCGCGAUGCCUUGAACCAAGCGAUUGAUGAAGAGAUGGAAAGAGACGAUAAGGUGUUCGUUAUGGGUGAAGAAGUAGCUCAAUACGACGGGGCCUACAAAGUUACGAGAGGUCUAUGGAAGAAGUAUGGAGACAAGAGAGUCAUCGACACACCAAUCACAGAAAUUGGUUUUGCUGGUAUUGCCGUGGGAGCUGCGUUUGCUGGUCUCAAACCCAUCUGCGAGUUCAUGACCUUCAACUUCUCCAUGCAGGCGAUUGAUCAUAUAAUAAACUCAGCGGCUAAAACAUUCUACAUGUCAGCGGGUGGAGUGCCCGUCCCAAUCGUGUUCCGCGGGCCCAACGGUGCAGCUGCGGGGGUCGCGGCUCAGCAUUCACAGUGCUUUGCUGCGUGGUACAGCCACUGUCCUGGACUGAAGGUGCUCAUGCCCUACUCCUCGGAGGAUGCUAAGGGUCUCCUUAAAGCGGCGAUCCGUGACCCCGACCCCGUGGUGUUCCUGGAAGAUGAAAUCCUGUACGGAAUGCAGUUCCCCAUGUCCGAUGAGGCUUUGUCGCCUGACUUUGUGUUGCCUAUUGGAAAGGCCAAAAUCGAGAGGGAAGGAAAGCACAUUACAGUAGUAUGUGCGGGCAAAGCCACCGAUACUGCACUGCAAGCCGCCAAUGAAUUGGCUGGAAAAGGCAUCGAAUGCGAAAUAAUAAACCUGCGAUCCAUCAGGCCGCUAGACUUCGACACGAUCGCUCGGUCAGUGGCCAAGACGCACCACCUUGUUACCGUGGAACAGGGCUGGCCCCAGUCUGGUGUUGGCGCAGAAAUAUGCGCCCGCGUUAUGGAGUCGUCCACGUUCUUCGAGUUGGACGCGCCCGUGUGGCGUGUGACCGGCGCGGACGUGCCCAUGCCGUACGCGAGGUCGCUGGAAACGUUGGCCUUACCGCGACCGCCCGAUGUGGUUGGUGCUGUUAGCGCUGUGCUUGCCAACCAAAUCGCCAGCGAAGCCGCGAUGUAAGAAGAGUUAGGAAUCUCUAGACACACCACCAGAAAUUAAUGUACAUGUAUUGCAGUGAACGAAAUGUGAUCAUUAGGAGAAUUAUAUUAUUGUUAUUUA
Messenger RNA from Colias croceus (clouded yellow), 1379 nucleotides. RefSeq names its product pyruvate dehydrogenase E1 component subunit beta, mitochondrial (gene Pdhb). The coding region runs from base 180 to 1280 and encodes 366 amino acids. The transcript is spliced from 8 exons. Gene Ontology annotation, molecular function: pyruvate dehydrogenase (acetyl-transferring) activity. The record is from RefSeq and is a predicted model, not a curated record. Gene Ontology annotation, biological process: pyruvate decarboxylation to acetyl-CoA. Lineage: Eukaryota; Metazoa; Arthropoda; Insecta; Lepidoptera; Pieridae.